UGGCAUUGCCAGUUGUUCGCACAAUUUAUAUUUGUCCGUACGUGUUUUGUAGUAGGUUCGCUGUUUUUUUAAGUUGUUCAAGUUAUUUGCUAACAUUGCACAAGCUUUUUAAAAUCAUAUCGCCAUGGCCGGUGCCAAUCCUUUUGCGAAGUUUCAAAAGUCAUUUACAUUGAAUGGCACAACAUAUAAAUAUUUCGACCUGGCUUCAAUUGAUCCCAAAUACAAUCAAUUGCCAUACUCUAUUCGAGUUCUCUUGGAAUCGGCAGUGCGAAACUGCGAUGAUUUCUAUGUCCUCGAAAAAGAUGUGAAAAACAUUUUGGCUUGGACGCCUGAACUAAAGCAAGGGCAAAAUGACGUGGAAGUUUCGUUCAAGCCUGCUCGUGUUAUACUCCAAGAUUUUACAGGUGUGCCAGCUGUUGUCGACUUUGCAGCAAUGCGUGAUGCAGUUUUAAAACUUGGCGGUAAUCCUGAGAAAAUCAAUCCUAUUUGCCCUGCGGACUUAGUAAUCGAUCAUUCGGUUCAAGUGGAUUUCACCAGGAGCUCUGACGCCACGGCAAAAAACCAAAAUUUAGAAUUUGAAAGGAACAAAGAGCGUUUUACAUUCUUAAAGUGGGGUGCUCGCGCAUUCAACAACAUGUUAAUUGUUCCACCUGGUUCUGGUAUAGUCCACCAGGUGAAUUUGGAAUAUUUGGGUCGUGUGGUGUUUGAAGAAGGUAGCGGCAAAACUAAAUUGCUUUAUCCAGACAGUGUAGUCGGUACGGAUUCCCAUACACCCAUGAUAAACGGCUUAGGUGUAUUGGGUUGGGGUGUUGGAGGUAUUGAGGCAGAAGCUGUUAUGUUGGGUCAAUCGAUUUCGAUGUUGUUGCCGGAAGUGGUUGGUUAUAAGCUCGUUGGUAAACUGGGACCACUUGUCACAUCCACUGAUUUGGUACUGACUAUUACGAAAAAUCUACGACAAGUGGGUGUCGUUGGGAAAUUUGUUGAGUUCUAUGGGCCCGGCGUAGCAGAGUUGAGUAUAGCGGACCGUGCCACUAUUGGUAAUAUGUCACCAGAAAAUGGCGCAACUGUAAGCUUCUUUCCCAUCGACGAAAAUACGCUAGCUUAUUUGAAGCAAACGAACCGAUCUGAGGAAAAAAUUGAGGUUAUCCGCCAAUAUUUAAAAGAGACGGGGCAAUUACGUAACUAUUCCGAUGCCUCACAGGAUCCUAGAUACUCGCAGACUUUGACCCUUGAUUUGUCGACGGUGGUAACAUCGGUUUCUGGUCCUAAACGACCACACGAUCGCGUAGCAGUGACAGAUAUGAAAAACGACUUCCAAGCGUGUCUUGUUAAUCCUGUUGGCUUUAAAGGGUUUGCAAUUGCGCCGGAGGAUUUGCCGGCUGCCGGACAAUUCCAAUGGGAUGAUGGCAAAAGUUAUACUAUUCGUCACGGGUCCGUGGUUAUCGCUGCAAUUACAUCCUGUACGAAUACUUCUAACCCGUCGGUGAUGUUAGGGGCUGGACUGCUUGCCAGAAAGGCAGUGGAAAAGGGUCUAUCUGUAAUGCCUUAUAUCAAAACAUCAUUGUCACCAGGAUCGGGCGUCGUAACUUAUUACCUGCAGGAAUCCGGUGUCAUUCCCUACUUACAGAAGUUGGGUUUCGACAUCGUUGGCUAUGGCUGCAUGACUUGCAUUGGAAAUUCAGGUCCAUUGGAUGACAACGUGGUAAAUACCAUCGAAAAGAAUGGUUUAGUAUGCUGUGGCGUUUUGUCGGGCAACCGAAAUUUUGAAGGUCGUAUACAUCCCAAUACGCGCGCCAAUUACCUGGCAAGCCCACUGCUGGUUAUUGCCUAUGCGAUAGCUGGUCGCGUAGAUAUAGACUUUGAGACCGAGCCAUUAGGCGUCGCACCGAAUGGUGAAAAGGUAUUCUUGCGUGAUAUUUGGCCAACCCGUAACGAAAUACAAGAAGUGGAAAGCAAACACGUAAUUCCUGCUAUGUUCAAGGAAGUCUAUGAUAAAAUUACAUUAGGCUCUGAGGACUGGCAGAAAAUAGAAGUAGCGGAAAGCAAAUUAUAUCCUUGGAAUAGUGCAUCCACUUACAUUAAACAUCCGCCGUUCUUCGAAGGUAUGACGCGUGAAUUGCCACGUCUAAAAGACAUUCAAAAUGCGCGUUGUUUGCUGCUUUUGGGCGAUUCCGUAACAACUGAUCAUAUUUCACCUGCCGGUUCUAUUGCUAGAAAUUCACCAGCUGCGCGUUAUCUAUCCGAACACGGCAUGACACCACGCGACUUUAACUCAUACGGUUCACGGCGUGGCAAUGAUGCUGUAAUGGCCCGUGGUACGUUCGCCAAUAUUCGUUUGGUUAACAAAUUGGUGAGCAAGGCAGGUCCGCGUACCAUACAUGUGCCAAGUAAUGAAGAAAUGGACGUAUUUGACUGCGCCGAUCGUUAUCGUGAAGAAGGCACGCCUUUGAUGUUGAUAGCCGGCAAGGACUACGGAAGCGGUUCUAGUCGCGAUUGGGCUGCUAAAGGACCAUUGCUAUUAGGCAUAAAAGCUGUUAUAGCUGAGUCAUACGAGCGUAUUCAUCGCUCUAACUUGGUUGGCAUGGGCAUCAUACCAUUGCAAUUUUUACCUGGCCAAACUGCAGACACUUUCAAACUAAACGGACGGGAGGUGUAUAAUAUUACAAUUCCUGAGAAGGGUUUGAAGCCUGGACAGAAGAUUCAAGUGAAGGCUAAUGACACUGUUUUCGAGACUAUUUUACGCUUUGAUACGGAAGUUGAUAUUACGUACUACAAGAACGGAGGUAUUCUUAAUUACAUGAUCCGAAAGAUGUUUUCCUAAAUGAGGAGGAGUGGCACAGUAUAUUAAUCAAACUUCCGGUUUUCUAGGCAUUUCGAAAGCAAUUUUUUUAUUUUAUUUUUGAAUAUACAAUUUUAAAUACCAUACAAAAUAUUAUAAAUAUUAUAGCAAUAUGGUUAAAAAGGGUAUAUAUGUAAUGUUUUAAACAAAAAAUAUAUAAAAUAUAAUCGUUACAA
Messenger RNA from Anastrepha ludens (Mexican fruit fly), 3015 nucleotides. Its product is annotated as cytoplasmic aconitate hydratase-like. The record is from RefSeq and is a predicted model, not a curated record. NCBI's taxonomy places the organism in Eukaryota, Metazoa, Arthropoda, Insecta, Diptera, Tephritidae. Gene Ontology annotation, cellular component: cytosol; mitochondrion. Bases 125 to 2821 code for a protein of 898 amino acids. Gene Ontology annotation, biological process: citrate metabolic process; tricarboxylic acid cycle. Gene Ontology annotation, molecular function: aconitate hydratase activity; 4 iron, 4 sulfur cluster binding. The transcript has 12 exons.